AUGGAAAGUAAACCAUCUCCAUCGCCCCAGCAUCUUCAAAUACGGAUCAAAUGUGUGAGGGGUCUCAAGGACAAGGUGCCCCAAGGCACUUACAUCCUCAGCGUGUCGCUGCUUGGUCAACUGGGGAGCUGUGUCUUGCAGUGGUGGCAAAUGGAGCAGCUGAAGACAAGAACACACUCAGUCAGGCAUGAUGGAAACUUCUAUGAUGUAGGGCUGUAUUUCCAUGAAAGCCUUUAUGUGGUACUUCCUCAAAAGAAAGUUGUGAAACCUGGCAUGGCCUUCUUGUUUGAGCUCUUCCUCCUUCGUGGGACAUAUGCUUGCCUUGACCGGGUUGUGGGCUGGGCAGUGUUCCCUUUGUGUGACAACAACUUAGAGGUAGUGGAGGGAAAAUUCAAAUGUCCUCUCCUCCGAGGACAUUAUGACCAGAAACUCAGUAACUUCAGGAAAAUUGAAGAUUUGAUUUGCCUGGACUUGGACCACUGGCUGUGCAAUCUCUAUUUUCAGGUAAUUAAACUUCCGUUGCAUUUGGAUGAUCAAACAAACCAUGAAAACCAUAUUCAGCCUUCCCCUGAAUUUCCAGUUUGUCUGAUGACUACAACAGAGAAAGCAGAAUCAGGUACCAGCCUUGCAGAGAAAAAAACAGAGAAAUACGUUUGUGCAUCCAUGGAUGAUGAAGCUAAAUCCACCUUACAGUCUUCUCAGGGGAGCCUUUCUAAUAAAACUGGCCCCUGCCCUACGGACUGUGAUCUCAACUUCUUAAAAGAAGACCAUGAAUUACACUCCAAGGGAGAUAGCCUGGCUGAUCAUUCUGUGAAGGAAAAAUCAACUGUUUGGAGAACUGGGGAAGCUGAGGUUUAUUCACAGGAUAUGUCUUACCUGGAAGAGCUGGAGGAACAUCAAUAUUCAGUUUGCUGCUCUUCGGUUGCUCAUAGUAGAUACGGAGAAUUCUCCAAGCAUCUCCACUUUGCUCUGGUGUCAGUGUUUUCACAACUUCAAUUAGCUCAAUGGCAAAGCCAGGGCUUCUGGUACAUUAUCCUGCUGAUGGCUUCUCUCUGGUUCCUGAGGCUCUACCUGCAUUACCUGGGCCAGUGGCUUUUCCUCCGGGCCAUUUCAAUUCCUGUUACAAAAUUCCAGUUUUCCCUGCACACUGUUGAGCUUUGCUACCCAAUCUCUUCACUUUACAUUGGAGAAGAGCUGACUGUAGUUGUGGUGGGGCCUUUGAUGCUGAAUGCAGUCCUACUUCUUUUGGUUCUGAUCAGAUGGGGCUGUCAGCUACUGUUUGCCUCCUGCCCUGAUGUCUUGUCAAAAUUAAUCAUUACCAUGGGACUAUGGACAGUUCUAGACCCAUUGGCAGUGUUUAUAGUGGAUACUCUCCUGGGGCGGCUUACACAUACUGAGGAGACUCCCAUAGCUGAUGCAGCAAAGCUCUACUGGAUGUUUGUAAGAACCAUGAAACCGGGCAUUUUUGGCGUGGUGAUCACACUGCUACUUUAUAUCCUCCUGUUCAUCAUUUCUUCUUUGAUUUUAUAUUUGUAUUGUCUCAGGUUGUACAGUGAUUCUUGGAUAUCAGAUACAUUUCAGCGCAUCCACAGUGAAGAAACUAAGUUCUUUAUGCCAUAUGAUUUGGAGAUUUCCAACCAAGAGCUAAGUUAUAUAGUGAAAAGAUCUGAACAAUGGAGAGGAAUCAAUGGUGAAAGAAGAAAGGUGUUUGGCAAUAUCAAUCACCUAAAGUUUGUCCACCGUGAAGUGAUCACAGCUAUUCAGGAGCACAUAAAUGAAAUGGACACUGUACUGGGAGAUUCCUUUGAUAUUAAAUCAAGAGACAUGAAAAGAACCCAUUAA
Messenger RNA from Carlito syrichta (Philippine tarsier), 1842 nucleotides. RefSeq lists its product as uncharacterized. The transcript is spliced from 10 exons. Gene Ontology annotation, cellular component: perinuclear region of cytoplasm. The record is from RefSeq and is a predicted model, not a curated record. Bases 1 to 1842 code for a protein of 613 amino acids. Lineage: Eukaryota; Metazoa; Chordata; Mammalia; Primates; Tarsiidae.